UGGUUUACCCUUGUUUCCUGCCCCUGUGUGAUCACUUAGGGGUAGCUUGUAUAGUUGCUAUGGAAACCAGUAACCAUUGUUGUGUCCAAGGUAGUCGCAUAUGACGCCACCUGCGAGAUGGACGUGCUAUCCCAUUACAGUUCGCCAGUAAUUGAAUUUCCGGCUACACAUCCGAUAGAGAAACAAAAUGCACUGGUGGAUAACUGCACUGGGACAGAUCCGCCACCUCCAAGUGCCGAGGUAGGCACUGCCACACAGGAGAAGCAGCAUGUGGCAACUCAAACGGAGCAGGUUUGCGCCAGUGGCAACGUUGAAUACGAUGAGCGUGCCUUGGCCAAGUGGCUUCGACAGAUAUGUCCACUGGUGGAACGGGAGCUAAGUCAACCAACGCCCCUAAUGGAUGAAGAGCAGCAGGGAAGUCAGUGUACGUUGCAGGAGCAGUUGCAAGUGCACAUCUAUCAGAAUCUAACAAUGGGCAGCAUUGAGAACUCUCAGGGAUUGGCCAUUUGGUUAUGUGUGCACACGAACAAUGCCCCAGUUUUGGUUGCCACAUCUGUCGCUCCCCACGAUGACUGGUGUGAGCAUGUGGAUCAGGAACUGAAACUCUUUGUGCCCCAGCGUGUCUCCCAUGGCAACUUUGUGGUCUACACCGAGGCCAAGACUUUGCCCCUGAAGUCAUGUCUGCGUAGUCUGUCCACAAAUGGUUUUAAUAAGAAUAUGUUCGCUGGUGCCACCAUGGAUGGAGAGCUCUUUGUCUGGGUUUACGAGCAGGCACGUGGUGGCAGCGACACCAAUGUGGAAAUAAAGCAGCUGCACAGCGUCUCCUCCACACAAGGUGCCGCCGUGGCACUGGAUUGGGUCACCGAAGAGCGUCUGCUCGCCUGCUAUCCUAAUGGAACUGUGCUGCAGUGGUUAGUGUCCAAGCAGAUGACCCUGGACUGGGAAUACUCCUUGCCAGCUACAGUUGCCGUCGAACUGACGACUAUGGUCUCCCUCGGACUAAAUGACUUUGUACUGGGCACCAAUGAUGGUGGCGUCUAUCGCUGCUGGAGCACGGGUCGCCACGCCGCCUCUUCUGAUAGAUCAUCCAGCAAAGCGUUGCAGUUGUUGGCCUUGCGUCGUCAUCGCUUCAUGGUGUCCACAUUGCUGAGAACUGAAAUGGAUGGACAUCCGAUUGUUAUCAGCUGUGAUCUGAGUGGACAGGCCUAUUAUCACGAUAUGCGACAUGAGGAUGAGGACACUGCUCAGUUGAUUGUCCAAAUCCCUUUGCCCUUUAAGAAUGCCAUCGCCUGCAGCCGUGAUGCCAAUAUCAUCUACUGUCCCAGCACUGACGGCGCCUUGGAAUAUUACAGGGUCAGUGAUGGUGCCCACGCCCAUGUCAAAGGAGCUCUACGUGGACGUGGUAACCUUAUUAAAAUUAGUGACAAUGGUUGCUGGUUAAUCACGGGACUUUACGGCUCCGAAUUUCAGAUAUUCUACAUUGAAAACAAUUUAAGAGAUUAGCAUUAAUGAAAUCAUUUUAUAAUAUUGAAUUUCGAUUACAAUUUACG
This is a messenger RNA of Drosophila innubila, 1550 nucleotides long. RefSeq lists its product as uncharacterized. The transcript has 4 exons. Gene Ontology annotation, cellular component: ciliary plasm; cytoplasmic dynein complex. The coding region runs from base 118 to 1503 and encodes 461 amino acids. Gene Ontology annotation, biological process: intraciliary transport. Lineage: Eukaryota; Metazoa; Arthropoda; Insecta; Diptera; Drosophilidae. The record is from RefSeq and is a predicted model, not a curated record. Gene Ontology annotation, molecular function: dynein light chain binding; dynein heavy chain binding.